Molecule: messenger RNA, 3492 nt
Organism: Ctenopharyngodon idella (grass carp)
Lineage: Eukaryota; Metazoa; Chordata; Actinopteri; Cypriniformes; Xenocyprididae
Gene: furinb
Product: furin (paired basic amino acid cleaving enzyme) b
Exons: 16
Coding region: 558-3038 (826 amino acids)
Biological process (GO): peptide hormone processing
Cellular component (GO): Golgi membrane; trans-Golgi network
Molecular function (GO): serine-type endopeptidase activity
Source: RefSeq, a predicted model, not a curated record
UAUGAUUACCAGGGAUUUGUGUACGGAUGUAUCCCGUUAUGUCUACAGAACAAUAAAGCAGACGCGACCGAUGACACAUGACACCGGAUCAGAGGUUUUCAUUUUAUUUGCAAACAUUUAGAUAAUAAGUAUAGCACGGAAACUGAGAGACACAAGAUUAAUAAAUAAUUUAAAAUAAAGGACUACACUACAGGAAGACGCGCGCACUGUUGAAAGUUUCAUCGAUCUGCGCGCGCUCGCCGCGUGAUGCUGAGUUGAGUUCGCGGGGUGUCGCGGAGCGGCUCGAAUAUACUCCGUAACGGUUUCUCAGUGGAUAUACUUUAAUUUUCCGUCGUGAAUGGAGUUCAUUCCGGAGCUGUAGUCUGAAAUGUGAGCCCGUUACCGGAUCCCGAGGCUGUGUAAAGCGCAAUGACAGCUCGGUUCGUGCUCGAGGAGGGGUCAACGGUCUCAUUUCUGAGGUCAUUACAGUGCUGAAUUUACAGAGCAGCCCACAGAUGCAUUAAAAAACAAACUCCAUCUAUAAGACCAGAAGGCUUGGAGACGAAGCACUCCUGUUCAUGGAGGGCCGCUGGACCCUGCUGCUGUUUCUGGGGGCGUACCUGGUCCUCCUGGCUGCUGAGGUACGCUUGAUUACAGGCCAAGGCAUCUACACCAACACGUGGGCCGUCCACAUUGAAGGGGGAGCCGAGGAGGCUGAGAGGAUUGCACAAAAACAUGGUUUCAUCAGUCACGGGCAGGUUUUUAGGGACUAUUAUCAUUUCCAGCACAGGGGUGUGGUGAGGAGAUCUUUGUCCGGCCAUCGCGGGGUUCAUGUCCGACUGCACGCCGAGCCGCAGGUGAUUUGGGCAGAGCAGCAGAUUUCCAAGCGAAGAUGCAAGAGAGACAUUCAUAUUGAACCCACAGAUCCAAAAUUCCCUCAGCAGUGGUACCUGUCUUUUUCCUUACAGUACAAUCCCAGUCAUGGAGACCUGAAUGUUAAGGAGGCCUGGGCUCAGGGCUUCACAGGAAGAGGAGUGGUCGUGACCAUUCUAGAUGACGGCAUUGAGAAAGAUCACCCUGAUCUAGAGAGAAAUUAUGAUCCCGACGCCAGUUAUGAUGUGAAUGACAGAGAUCCAGACCCUCAGCCCAGAUACACACAGCUGAAUGACAACAGACACGGGACACGUUGUGCCGGGGAGGUGGCGGCCGCAGCAAACAAUGGUGUCUGUGGAGUGGGUGUGGCGUACAAUGCCAAAAUUGGAGGUGUACGGAUGUUGGACGGAGAGGUAACAGAUGUUGUGGAGGCUCAGUCUCUGAGCUUGAACUCCCAGCACAUCCACAUUUACAGUGCCAGCUGGGGCCCAGAGGAUGAUGGGAAAACAGUGGAUGGCCCUGCUAAACUGGCCAAAGAAGCUUUCUUGCAGGGGGUCACCGAGGGUCGAGGUGGGCUGGGCUCCAUCUUCGUGUGGGCAUCGGGUAAUGGAGGGCGAGAGCGGGACAGCUGCAACUGUGAUGGAUACACCAACAGUAUCUACACGCUCUCCAUCAGCAGCACCACGCAGUACGGCAAUGUGCCGUGGUACAGCGAGGCCUGUUCCUCAACCCUCGCCACCACCUACAGCAGCGGAAACCUCAACGAGAAACAGAUUGUGACGACGGACCUGAGGAAGAAGUGCACAGAUUCGCACACGGGCACGUCCGCCUCGGCUCCCUUGGCUGCUGGAAUCAUCGCUCUCGCUCUGGAGGCCAACAUGAACCUGACCUGGAGAGACAUGCAGCAUCUCGUAGUAAGAACCUCACGUCCCGCCCACCUAAUAACCAACGACUGGAGGACCAAUGGCGUAGGCCGAUUAGUGAGCCAUUCUUAUGGCUACGGUCUGCUGGAUGCAAGUGCCAUGGUCGCUUUGGCUCAGAACUGGACCAGCAUUGGGCCGCAGCAUAAAUGUGUCAUUAAUAUGCUGACCGAGCCUAGGGACGUAAGAAACCACCUGAUCUUCAGCAGAAUUGUAGAGGCCUGCUCUGGGCAGCCAGACUUUGUGAGCUCUUUGGAGCAUGUGCAGGCCAGACUCACCCUCUCUUAUAACCACAGAGGAAACUUGGCUGUUCACCUCAUCAGCCCACUGGGAACUCGUUCCACGCUACUGGCUCCACGGCCUCAGGAUAACUCAGCCGAAGGCUUCAACGACUGGGCAUUCAUGACCACCCACUCCUGGGACGAGGACCCACGGGGAGAAUGGACCCUGGAGAUCGAGAAUGUGGCCGGACUUAAUGACUAUGGUGUUCUUUCUCAGUUCACACUCAUCUUAUAUGGCACUGGCUCUAGCGCAACAGAUCCGUCCAUUUCCGAUUACACACGGCCUUCAAACAACAGCUGCAAAACCUUCGACACCCAGCAGAUUUGCAUCGAAUGCAGCACGGGUUUCUCUCUUUUCUUGCAAGGCUGCGUGAAGUCCUGCCCUCCCGGCUUCAGCUCUGGGCCGCAGGUGCUUAAUUUGUCUUUGGACAACUGGGUGGAGCACUCUACUGUACAAGCGUGCCUGCCCUGCCACCUGGCCUGUCUAACAUGCUUCGGGUCCGGGGAGAACGAAUGUCUUUCCUGUCCCCCCCACAGUCACCUAGCGGUCACUUCUUGCUUGCACCAGAACCAGGUGCAGCGGAAAUCCCCUAGCAUUCCUGUGCUCCAGCACGAGGGGGAUCCGAACUCGGAGGAAUCCUUGCGUGAACCUGGGCUGUCCUCGAGACUGCCGGCGCUGGUGGCGGUGCUCAGCUGUGCCUUCAUCCUGGCCACUUUCGCAGCCGUUUUCGUGCUGCUUCAGCUGCACUCUGGAGCAGCCAGCGCCCCGUUCUGUCGGAGGACCAAACUGCCGGUGACGGACACAGGCGGAGGGGGGAUACGAGUGGGCUUUGGGUUUGGACUCAACCGGGGAAAAGUGUCCUACCGGGGAAUCCCCACUGUGUGGGGGGAUGAGGAUACAGCGAUGAACUCUGAGUCGGACAGUGAAGAGCUGGAGUAUCACAGCGAAAAGACUGCUUUUAUACGGACUCAGAGUGCUCUUUAGCGCCCCCUAUAGGGCAUUUUUUUGUACAUCUGUCUUCCUCGUACUGGGAUACAGAACUAAUCUGCACUGCUUAGACUUAUAGAUCCACUGCGACUGCGCGAUGUUUGUGUAUGUGUGUGUGAGAGAGAGAACGGCAUAUAUGAGGUAUGUUGCAGUUGCGGUUUGACCCGAAUGCGAUUAAACCCAGGACAUCUCUGCUGCGCUGAAUGAUUCCCUUUAUAUUCUCCUUUAUUUGUCUUAGUGGUCUGGCUCUAAUGCCCUGAGAUUUGAACCACUAAAGAGGAUCAAUAACAUCAGUGGGUGUGUGUUUGUUCGCGCGCCACAGCGCGUAGAUGUGUUUGUUGUGCGCGUGCAGCUUUUGAGUAAACUUUGAUCAGACUUUGUAACACGAAAAGGGCUGUAAUUUGUUCCAGUCGACUUUUUAUUAAAAGUUUGGACUGUUUUAUGCACAAAA